CUGAGAUGAAAAUUGAAUCUUUUAUGCAGCCUGUAUGAUCAGAUAUUCAAGCUCGGCAAGUUAGUAGCAAACGCUGAUUUCCAUUUGUUCAAGGCUGGAGUUGAACCUAAAUGGGAGGAUCCUGAGUGUGCACAUGGAGGCAAGUGGACUGUUUCUGCUAGCAGAAAGACGAAUCUUGAGGCAAUGUGGCUUGAAACUUUGAUGGCUCUAAUUGGGGAGCAGUUCGAUGAAGCUGAUGAGAUAUGUGGUGUGGUUGCUAGUGCGCGUUCAAGGGGAGACAAACUUUCACUGUGGACAAGAAAUGCUGCGAAUGAGGCUGUGCAGCCAAAUGAUAUUAUAGCAGCCGAAUCUGAGGGAGCUAUGGCAAUAGGAGUUUGCACUGGUGUUUUCGGAAAGGAGGAGCUGGAGCAAGUCGGCAAUGGAGGUGCGGUUACGAUAGCAUGGAUGAAACUAUUUGUAAAUUAAUUUGAUCAAGUUUACACUUGUAACCAUGACAGAGUUAAUCACAUUAAUUCACAUUCUGCUUUUUACAAGGUUGCAAACUUGAUGAUCAA
This is a messenger RNA of Spinacia oleracea (spinach), 554 nucleotides long. RefSeq names its product eukaryotic translation initiation factor-like. Gene Ontology annotation, molecular function: translation initiation factor activity; RNA 7-methylguanosine cap binding. Bases 184 to 465 code for a protein of 93 amino acids. The record is from RefSeq and is a predicted model, not a curated record. NCBI's taxonomy places the organism in Eukaryota, Viridiplantae, Streptophyta, Magnoliopsida, Caryophyllales, Amaranthaceae. The transcript has 3 exons. Gene Ontology annotation, biological process: translational initiation. Gene Ontology annotation, cellular component: eukaryotic translation initiation factor 4F complex.